This is a messenger RNA of Mollisia scopiformis, 2350 nucleotides long. RefSeq names its product kinase-like protein. NCBI's taxonomy places the organism in Eukaryota, Fungi, Ascomycota, Leotiomycetes, Helotiales, Mollisiaceae. The record is from RefSeq and is a predicted model, not a curated record. The transcript has a single exon. Gene Ontology annotation, biological process: autophagosome organization; autophagy; peptidyl-serine phosphorylation. Gene Ontology annotation, cellular component: autophagosome; cytoplasm. Bases 176 to 2125 code for a protein of 649 amino acids. Gene Ontology annotation, molecular function: protein serine/threonine kinase activity; ATP binding.
CAAAAGCAUUUCUCUGUUGUAUUGCUUCAUCACAGUCUUCAGGGACCAAAAAACAUUCCGGUUGUACCACUACUUGAGUCUUUUUCUGCCUUUCAAGCUACUUAAUCUUUACUCCUCACUUCAAACUUACUCCAUCUUCCAACAACACAACCCAAUUUCGACUACACUUUUCGAAAUGGAAUGCCUCAAGGACCAAUUCUACGAUGGGGUGGUCCUCGACGGACGCUUCAGAACGGUCUCCCCUCUCAAUCAUGGGUCAUUCGGUAUGGUGUUCAUGGCCGAAGACUUGACGACAAAUGAAUAUGUUGCCAUCAAGUGCUUGACAAAGAAAUCAGCCAUCACCGACGCGGACUCUUCCUUUGCCGUUGACGAGCGUUCCGAAGAGCUUGCGUGCCAUGCUCGUCUCGGAGCCCACGCCAAUAUUGUCAACCUCAUCCACUCCUUCGAGACUGAGGCUCACAUCUAUAUCGUCCUUGAGUUCUGCUCGAGGGGUGAUCUAUAUGAAGCUAUCAGAACUGGAACCGGGCCAUUGGAAACAGAGCACGUUCGUCGCUUCAUGCUCCAACUGGUCGAUGCUGUUGCCUACAUUCACGGCAAGGGCAUGUACCACCGCGACAUCAAGCCGGAGAACAUCUUCUUGACCCAAGCUGGCGAAAUGAAGCUUGGUGACUUUGGCUUGGCUACCUCUGAGAAAUGGACUUACGAGACCACUGUUGGCAGCGAUAGGUACAUGUCUCCUGAACAAUACGACUCUGCUGGAGCCGGUUACGCACCAGAACAAGCCGAUAUCUGGGCCAUUGGCAUUUGCUUGUUGAACAUCCUCUUUUCGCGAAACCCGUUCACCACACCCACCGAGUCUGAUCCACUCUUCCUUGACUUUUCCCGAGACAAGCAAUCUCUCUUUGAUGUCUUCCCGACAAUGUCCCAAGACACCUACGAAGUCAUUGCCCAAUGCAUGAGCUUGGAUCCCCGCAAGCGAUCUCUCAAGGCUGCCCGUGAAGCACUUGAGCGGGUCGUUAGCUUCACUACGUUUGAUGAGUCCUUGGACGACUUCUGCUCUGCUGAAAGACGCGGUAUUGCCAGUGCCAACCGCGAACCACUUCGGACCCCUUCAAUCCAAAGCCCGCAGAUGGACAACGGCUCUUUCCCAUGGGCCAAGGCCUUGCAUGCCAGCCCACCUCAACAAUUCCGCCAGCUGUCUGCCAUCCCCGACGACGAGAGCUACCAAUCCGAGGAUCUCUUCCCGAGCUCCGAAGAAAGCAACAAGGAUUGGUUCUCCGUUGGACAGCAGACACCAUCCCUCGCAUCCAUGUUGGACUCAUCCCUUGGUGCUUCGAUGAAGUCACUCGCUAUCCGACGUCCGUUCAAGGCGGGACCACCAAAGGCUAGCCUCACACCAAUCUCGGGUUCGCUGCCAAUCACUAUGUCGAAGCCCAAGCCUUUGCCCUCCUUGUCAUCUGUCUUCGGCAAGAAGAACGAGGUGUCAAAGAGUUGGAGCGACUUGUGGGAUGAGGACAUCGAAGAGGAAGAAGAAGAAGCGGAGAAGCAAUUAAAGGCACGACAGAUGCAGAAUGCCAGGACCUGGAGUCACGAGAGCAAGAAUGAGAAUGAAGAUGAUACGAUACGAGGACCACUUGAGCUGAAGAGCUCAUCUUUUGUAAAUAUUCCGAAAUUGCAACAACCGGAGGCUGGCCGGGCCACAGCCGAUAUCGAUGCGGAUCUUGUUGCGGAUGGUUUCUUUUUCCAUGAUACUCCCUCAAAGGAGUUGGAGGCGGUUGUUUCUCAAUUUUCUCCUCGGUACUCACCACCACCCAAGCGAACUACUUUCGACAAGUGGUCCGCGUUGGGAGAACGCCGACGAGCAUACACUGGCACGUCUGAAUCUGAGAAGUCUCCCGAAUUGUGGAAGGCACGUCGCAACGUUGGUUUAGGCUUCACGGGGUUUGGAGCUGGGGUUUGGGAUAAUAAGGCGAAUACUGUUAUUAAGGAGAAUGGUGCAAAGGAUAGGGGCAAGGAAUGCCCUUGGGCCAGUCAUCGGGUUCGUGAUCACCAUGGGCAUCAACGCCACAUGGUGGAACACAGUGACCUUGAGUGGGUGGGCGGAUGGAGAGACGCCCACAUGUAGUUUUGGCAAACUUCUCGACUUUCACACUGGAUUGGACAUCGUUAUCUUCCUUGUUCUGAAAUAUUAUUACUUCAGGGGCAAGGGUCUUCACGGUGGGCACGAUUAGGAUCGGUAGGAAGAGAUUUUAUGCUUGGACUCGCUUUUCUGUGUAUUAGAUAUCUUCGGACUUUGAAAUACCAGACAAUUACCCACUCUACCAAAGUUCCCCUCGCCGUGACUUUGUCU